This is a messenger RNA of Haliaeetus leucocephalus (bald eagle), 1253 nucleotides long. RefSeq names its product septin-12-like. The record is from RefSeq and is a predicted model, not a curated record. Lineage: Eukaryota; Metazoa; Chordata; Aves; Accipitriformes; Accipitridae. Gene Ontology annotation, cellular component: microtubule cytoskeleton; cell division site; septin complex. Gene Ontology annotation, biological process: cytoskeleton-dependent cytokinesis. Gene Ontology annotation, molecular function: GTPase activity; molecular adaptor activity; GTP binding. The transcript is spliced from 9 exons. Bases 1 to 1029 code for a protein of 342 amino acids.
AUGGAGCCGUCGGCUGUGCCGGAGGAGGAGGAGGAGAAGGAGAUGCCCUUCACCGCGGCGUCCGGCCCGGCGGGUUGCCAGCUCUUCGGUUACGUGGGAAUCGAAGCUGUGCUCGAUCAGAUGAAAAUCAAAACCAUGAAGAUGGGCUUCGAGUUCAACAUCAUGGUUGUGGGGCAGAGUGGGCUGGGGAAGUCGACGAUGGUGAACACGCUCUUCAAGUCCAAGGUGAGCCGCAAAGCCUCACAGCCCGGCCAGGAGGAACGAAUCCCCAAGACGGUGCAGGUGCAGUCCAUCACCCACGUCAUCGAGGAGAAGGGUGUGAAGAUGAAGCUGACAGUGACGGACACGCCAGGGUUUGGGGACCAGAUCAACAACGAGAACUGCUGGGACCCCAUCAUCAAAUACAUCAACGAGCAGUACGAGAGGUACCUGCGUGAGGAGGUCCUCAUCACCCGCAAGAGGAAGAUCCCGGACACCCGGGUCCAUGGAUGUGUCUACUUUGUCCCCCCCACGGGUCACUGGCUGCGCCCACUGGACCUGGAGUUCAUGCAGCGGCUCAGUAAGAUCGUCAACGUGGUGCCGGUGAUCGCCAAAGCUGACACGCUCACCCUGGAGGAACGGGCAGAGUUCAAGCAACGGAUCCAGGAGGACCUGAAGACCCACGCCAUCAGCGUGUACCCACAGGAGGACUUUGACCAGGACCCAGAUGACCGGCUGCUGAACGACAGGAUUCGGGAGAAGAUCCCCUUCGCCGUGGUGGGGGCGGACCAGGAGCACCAGGUGAACGGCAAGCGAGUGCUGGGCCGCAAGACCAAGUGGGGCAUCAUUGAAGUGGAGAAUCCGGCACACUGCGAGUUCCCCCUCCUGCGGGACCUGCUGAUCCGGUCUCACCUGCAGGACCUGAAGGACAUCACCCACAACGUCCAUUACGAGAGCUACCGCGUGCGGCGGCUGAACGAGAGCAACCGGCCAGCGCUGAGCCCCCUCAACGGGCUGCCCGGCAAGGGUGAGGGCAGCAGCAACCUCUGAGCCACCAUGUCCCCGUGUCCCCCCCUACCCAGAGUCACCGCUGGACCCCUGUGGCAGUGCCUGUCCCCUGCCCACCAGUGGCUGUGCCUGGACCCUGCCUGGGGUGAGGAGCCUCUUGAGAGUGCCAGGCUGCCCCAGGUUGGGUUCCCCGAGCCCUCGUCCCCAAGCUCCACCAUGGGCACAGACCCCCCUGGACUCUGCACAGCAUUAAAGAUUGACCCAGA